UCGUCUACUUGAACGCUUUUAGGGCUGAAGAGCUUUAAAAAAAAAAAAAAACUUGAACGCUUAAUAUUUCGGUUCGCGAGGUAGAGCGACACUUACUUCUUCCACCAGAUUCUUUCGUUUUAUGGAAAAACGCGUCGGAUGAGUAUAAUUUAAUCGAUUUUUGAGACUUACCCUCCGUUGCACCCUUAUUUAAAAAAAGAAUUACAUAAAAUGAAUACAAAAAAUGUAUGGUGUGCAGUACCAGAAUGCACAAAAAGAUUUAUUUUAAAAGAACGUUAUUUUUUCCGAUUUCCAAAGGAACGUGAGAAAUGGUUGCAAUGGGUACGAGCUUGUGGAAGGUUGGACUUAGAACCAAAAGGUCCAGAAUAUGCAUACCAGAAUUGUCGGUUGUGCCACUUGCAUUUCGAAGAGAAAUGGUACAAAAAAAAUAUAAUGAGAGCUCGUCUUCACCCAGACGCCGUACCGACAAUAUUUUUUGGACCCAGUUAUAAGGAAGAAAACACAAUGGAUAUGGAAAUUAAAGAAGAAGUAGAAACAAAUGAAACCAUAUAUAUGGAUGGAGAACCUAAAUCAAGGUUCUUUAUAAAGACAGAGCAAAUAUGGUCUAAAGACGGAGCAAACAAAACACAGGAAAAAAACAGCAAUAUGGAAUCUGUAGAAACACGGCAAAAGCAUGUGCAGAAACACAUUAAAAUUGAAGUUAAAGCAGAAACAAAUGAAAAUAUAUAUAUAUAUAAAGAACCUACAAAUAAAACACAGGAAAAAAACAGCAAUGCGGAAUCUGCAAAAUCACUGUUAAUUACUGAUAAUAAUGUAGAUGCUGAGAUAGUUAAACCAAGUACAUCCAAGGAUAAAAAAGAGGACAUGAAAUUGUCAGAGAGUAGUCCAAAGAAGAAUAAGUUGCGCUUGAAAAUCGCAAAAUUAAAGGCACAAAAUAAAACGCUUCGCGAAACAAUCCGAAGACUUCGUUUGAAGAAAAAGAAGAACAUACAAGCCAAAAAAAAAAAAUUAAUGAACAAACUUUAAAAAAAUUAGGCCGUACGUUAUUACCAGGGAAAUUUACUAAAAUAUUAUAGCGGCACAAAUUGAUGCACAAUGCAAACGCAAACGUAGCAGUAUAUACGAUAAUUAAAAGAUACAAUAAAAUACAAUUUUCAAAUAAACAAUAAAAUAGCUUUGUGGGCUCAUAUUGUAGAAUUUUAUAAAAAAGACAUCAGACAAUGGAUAAAAGCAGCUCCUGCAACAAAUUCUCAUUUUGAAUCGAAUAACUUUUUAA
Messenger RNA from Cyphomyrmex costatus, 1276 nucleotides. Its product is annotated as 52 kDa repressor of the inhibitor of the protein kinase. Bases 211 to 1026 code for a protein of 271 amino acids. NCBI's taxonomy places the organism in Eukaryota, Metazoa, Arthropoda, Insecta, Hymenoptera, Formicidae. The transcript is spliced from 8 exons. Gene Ontology annotation, molecular function: sequence-specific DNA binding. The record is from RefSeq and is a predicted model, not a curated record.